UCGUGAAUCGUGCGACAUUCCGACACAAAGUUUGUAGCGAACCGGUCGUGUACGCUCACUAACUAUUAAAAAGUAACACACACAACGUAUACUAAACUUUUACUGUGACCUAAUUACUUCGCGAUAAGUGCAAUUCAAUUAACGACAUGUGAAAUUGUUACCGUAUAAACAGUGAAUCAGUGUUCAUAGUGUCAAAGUUUAUCAAUUGUGAUUGAGACUGCGCUUGAUUGUUUAAAAUAGAAAUGGUGUUACAAUGAAUGGCAAAUUAUAUAUCUAAUUUAAAUUGCCAAAAUGUUUAACUCGAGGAUUUGGCUGCUAUUACCGUAUGGAUUACAAUUAAUAUGCUUGACAACAGCAGAUACAAACGGGCCGAUAAUAAUUCCUUCCACGGAUGAAAUAACAUUAGAAAAGGGGCAAAAUUUCACAAUAAUAUGCAGAUCUAAUAAAAAAGUACAAAUAAAACAACAGGAAUUGCCCGAGUAUAGCAAUCAAUUGUUCAAUGAGCAAACAACUGUGGCGCUAACUGACUCGAAAUAUAAGUUUGAAACGACGUUAGAUUUACUCAAUGUCAGCAGGAUUACUGUUGGUUACUAUGCCUGUUUUGAUGAGAGCGUCAAUGAAACUGCUAUAUUAACAAAUAUACGUGAGGAACCUUCUAAUACAGAUCAUGUAGCUUACAUAUACAUUUACGUCAACGGUACGGAUAGUCUUUUUGCACCUUUCAGAGAAAUGUUGAUAUCAAUAGGUAACUCGAAGGUUGUAAUAGAAUGUAAACCUACAACGCCUGAUGUUUCGGUACAAUUAAUAGGGGACUUUCCAGAAAGCGAGUAUAGUUAUAGCCCGAAAAUUGGUUUCACCAUAGAUAGCGAACUUUUGGAUAAUCAGAUAACAUUUUUCAAUUGUGAAUUUAUAGGACAAAACAUUGCCACAACGAAAGAUGUGUUUGUACAUAAACAGAUUGAAAAACCUCCUACGCCGAGCAUAAAAGGUGAUUCGCCAUAUUUCAUUAAAGGAGAGACUUUUUCACUUAACUGUACGGUAACAUAUCAAGAGAAUACCGCUGUAUAUCUUGUAUGGAAACUGCCUUUCUCGAAGAGUGUUUUGAACGAAACAAACGAGAAGGAAGCUACUGGUGGUAAUUUAUAUAAAAAGAUAACUAUAGUUAACGCAACAGAGGAAGAUGCUGGCAUCUACACAUGUUUAUCUAGGAAUAGGAAUGGAGAAGAAAAGAAAGACUUUACAAAAAUAUACAAAGAUGCUGGGUUUAUUAACCUAACGAAACCACAUAAUCAGAUGAACACACUGGAAACAAAGCAAAGGAUGAUAAAGCUUCAUGCGAAGAUUUCGGACUAUCCGCGCGCUAAUUUCACUGUUUUUCGCGAUGGAGUGCAACUGCCAACAGUCGUUGCUGGAAAAUAUUAUUUGGUAGCUGAUCGUGGAAGCGUGGAUUAUUCCAUUUCAAACUUAAAUAUAAACGACACAGGAAAUUAUACAAUCGUUGCAACAAAUGCUUAUGUAACAAAGAACGUAACCUACGAUCUCAGGCCGCUUGCUGUACCGGUGAUUGAUUUUGGCCGGAGAGAUGCAAGAAAGUAUUUGAAGGAUCAAAUUGCUUCAAUAAAAUGCGAGGCAGUUGGCUAUCCACAACCCAUUAUAGAUAUGGUGUUCACCGAUGAGAAGGGUCAGGAGAAGCGGCUUGAUGUGACUAAACGUACUAAAUUCGAAUCUAUAAUAAAGACAUCGGCAGAAAUACAAAUAAACGCGCGUGCGUCUGGCUAUAUAACUUGCCACGCCACAAAUAGCAUGGGUCACGUGUCUGAAGAGAGAAGAUUUAUCAUUCAAGAGGUGCCAGACGGUUUUGGAGUAAAGGAAAGUCUGGGCUGGUACUCGGAAAAUCAGAAAGUUGAAUUAGAGUGUUAUGCUUCGAAAUAUGAGUUCUCCAACGUCUCGUGGAUUGAUUGGGAAGGUCUAUUGAUGGAUAAUUAUACCAAGUUUUACGAGACACAAUUCUCGUUUGUCGCCAUGUUGGUGUUUGAUGGAAUAACAUUAAACGACGCUGGGAACUACACGUGUCUGGGUUACAAAAAUGAUGAUUCAGAGGAAUCGUAUAUGACGCAUGUGUCAGUGAUAGAACAACGGUUACCUGUUAUUCUAAUUCCGGAGACGACGGAGAUGGACGUCCAAGUGAAUCCAUACCAACCAAUGCAACUUACCUGCCAAGUUGAUGCUGUCCCUCCUCCCACAGUCACCUGGUAUAAGGAUGGAUUUCCCAUUGAAGAUACCGAGAACCUUGCAAUCAUUACAUUUAUGAUGAAUCGUACUACAAUAAAUUCAACAGUGGGAAUAAAGAGUAUGACAGAGGAUGAUAAGGGAAAAUACGAGUGUGUAGCAUAUAGUGGAGAAGAAAGACAGAGCAAGGUUUAUACUCUUUGUAUGAAAGAAACACCAACUUACAAAGGAUUAUUAAGUUGUGUAGGCGUUAUUGUAUUCUUACUGAUAAUACUUAUUGCCUAUUUGGCAUGGAGAAUACGUAAGAUGAAGCAAUUUAAGAGGGAGUUAGCGGCAGCUGGUUUGCUCUACUUCAAGGAAGGAGUGCCGAAGUCGCUUAACCCAGAUCUUGGAAUCGAUGAACAAGCGGAACUCUUACCUUAUGACGAUAAAUUUGAGUUUCCAGCGGAAAAACUGAAAAUAGGAAAACAACUCGGCGCGGGAGCCUUCGGUGUGGUAUACAAGGCUGAGGCCAGGGGCAUCGUGAAUGCUGAAGAAUCUACCACAGUGGCUGUCAAAACUGUCAAAAAAACCGCAGAUAACAUGUACAUCAAAGCUCUAGCUUCCGAAUUGAAGAUUAUGGUGCAUUUAGGAAAGCAUAUUAAUAUUGUCAACCUAUUGGGAGCUUGUACGAAGAAUGCAGGGAAAAGAGAACUAAUAGUUAUUGUGGAAUACUGUAAAUUUGGUAACAUACACAACUAUUUGAUCCGUCAUCGGGAAGUGUUUAUCGACCAGCUCACUGAUGAUAAAGAGAAGACCUUGGGUAAAGUCAACAAGGCGUUCUCUUCCAGCACUGCCAGUAGUGGAAUGCAUUCUGAUUAUUACGGCUCAAACCACACUCAAGCAACGGACCAUACAAGCCUAAACUCGGGAAUCACUAACAGAUCUGGAAGAAAAGUUUCAGAAACCGGUUACGUCCAACCAGAAUGGCGGUCGAACUACGAAUGUGACUCCAUUUACGAAGGCCGAAAGCCAAGACCACUAACAUCAAGAGAUCUCCUCGCUUGGGCCUUCCAAAUUGCUAGGGGAAUGGAAUAUCUUGCCAGUAGAAAGGUCCUACACGGUGACUUGGCAGCAAGAAAUGUGUUAUUGGCCGAAGAUAAUGUCGUGAAAAUUUGCGAUUUUGGUCUAGCAAGGAGCAUCUACAAAAACGAUGAAUAUCAAAAGAAAGAGAACAGCCCUCUACCAGUGAAAUGGCUAGCCAUAGAAUGUAUGGUGGACCGCAUUUUUUCCACGCAAUCAGACAUCUGGUCCUUCGGUAUUGUUCUCUGGGAGCUAUUUUCACUCGCACAAACGCCGUAUCCAAAUAUCAGCCCGGCAAACUUGCUUAACUGGCUUUCUGAGGGACAUCGUCUGGAGAAGCCAACGUACUCUGAUGAUAGGCUGUAUGAUGUUAUGCUGAAGUGUUGGGAGAAGAAACCUACCAUGAGGCCCUCAUUUUCAGAACUGCAAGUUAUUUUGGGUUCUUUCCUCGAGGAUAAUGUUCGGAAUCAUUACGUAGACUUGAAUGCUAUGUACAUGGAUAUAAAUGCGAGAUCAGAUCAAGAGGACUAUUUAGCGAUGGUAUCAGCCCCUGAUUAUAACAACAUCGUAACUCCCAGCCCUCAUCAUUAUACCAAUGAUGCUAACCAGUUCUUCCCAUCUGCAACACCCAAGAUAUUGGCUCAUGAUGACGAAGGCUACUUACAAAUGAGCCCCCCGAAUCAACACAUAUUCAGUCCACGUGUACCGAGUACCAAAUUCGAUUUUGACGCUCGUAAAUUGAACGCAAAAAUAGAGGUCAACGAAUGGCCUGAGGAGAGAACACCGAUGCUAACACUGAACAAUCUCCCAGCUCGAACAUGUUCUGAAUCGGACGAUGCCUACCUAAACAUGGCCCCUCAAAAUGAUGAUGAGGUUUUCGAAGCCAAAGAUUGCAAUAAGAACACGAAGAAUAUCGCCGCGUCUAAUCCGACAUAUAUUAUGUACGAUAUGGAUAAAAAGCCCCACAAAAAUAAUUACAUCAACGUGUCCAAUGGUCUAGUCAAGUAAUCUCUAGUAAAAUCUCAUUACUGUUAGUGCUAGAAUAUCUCUAGUCGAUCUAAAACGAUUUUUUUUUGCAUUUGUCAGAUGAGCUUGAAAAUAAUUCGUCGUUCCGUUUUUGUCUUGCGUUUACAUACGUAGAUUUUUAAUGGCUUAGAGGAGAUCCGGAAAUGGCAAUUUAAAUACAGCUUUUAGCUAUUAUAAUUACAAUAUUUUUAAUGUUCCAAUUUCAAAAAUUAGUUGGGUUAAAAAUUGUUUAAAAAGUUUGGCAUCUUUACUUGAAAGUGGCGAAAAGUCAACUAUUGCCAUAAUAUUAAAAAAGAGUAUUUUUCACUUAUGUUUGUGGAAAGAGGUUUUAGUUUUUUUUUUAAUUUGCUAUCCAGCUUCCUAUCCUUUUGUCUAUUUUGUGUACAAAUUUAAUAAGAGAUAUUCGAUUAGCUAUAAAUAGUUUUAUACGGAAAACCGUAAAUAUACAAAAAUAUUUAGUAUUUACCACCAGUAUUUUGGUUUACCCCACCAUUAUGUAAUAAUUUUCUUAUUGUAAAUAUUCUCAUUUACCAAAGAGAUUUAAAUAUAUAGAAAACAAUCAAAUCGUCUAACGCAAAUCGAAGAUCUUGUAUUACUCGCCCUAUAUAAUUAUAUCUCUUGGAUAAACUUGCUUUUUAAUAAUAUAUUUCAUUCCUCAUUGAUUAUGGCACCGUGUAGUUUGUUUAUAGCGUGAUAUCAUUACGUAAAUGAUUUAAAAAAAAUUAAGUAUUUUUUUUCGAGAACCGGUAUUGUUAAGCGCUGAUAAAAAUGUCAGCUGUGUAUGAAAAAUCCUUUAAUCUGUAUAUGUAUAGAUUUUUCAUAGAAAUAUUGUACGCAUUUGCUGAAAAUAAGUUUAUAUUUAUAGUGUUAUAUGUCUUAUUAGCCCGCUAGCGUUUUAUUUGUAACCUAGAAAUAGGCUGUUAAAUAAAUUGAAGUUCUAAAUACCAAAUUUAAUACAUUUUUUGCAAAACCAUCUUGUACUGAAAUGAUAAAUGGUCGAUACGUACUGUCAUCUUCAUACCAAUUAAGUUCUCGACUUUCUACAUACACUACUGUUAAGGCAUCUUAACUAAACUCCAGGAGCACCAAGCUCUAAGAUCUAUAAAUAUAAAAUUUGUUUGUUUGGUAAUUGAUAUAUUAUUAGAAAAGUCUUUUUUAUUAAAAAUACACUGCUCAAACAUAAGGUAAAUUUAUAGCAAAACACUUUCAGCACGGAAGUCGAGAAAAUUAUACUAACUAAAGAUAGUAUAAUUAAAUACCACAAAUUCCAGGACUGUUAUCGCAUUGGUUUGACAAAACUGUCUAAUACAUGUCAAUCAGAAGUCUGUCUGACAUCUCGACAGCAUAAAUUCUCCAUACAAUUGGUAUACUGUAUACCCAUACAAGUCAAAGAUUGCUGAUUGCUUCUGUUUAGUUUUAAAUAAACACGUAGCGCUAAACAUUUCAUACUAUUGCUGUGUAAAAUAGGGGUUAUACUCAUUGUUUGCUAAAGGUUAAUCAACUCCAGGUUUGUAUCCAAAAUAUUAUCGCAAAUUGUAAAUCUUCUACACUAGAGAUGUUCUUUAGGUUUUCUGUACAAAAAUCUACGACUCGUAGCAGUUACGGUAUUUUUGAUUUGUAACGUAGUGUUAUCCGUAACCUUUUACAAAAACAGUUGAAGGAUUAAACAAUAUCAUUACUAUGUCUAACAACUAAUUACACGGUGUACAUAAUAUAGAAAUAAAUUUGCAUUUAUCAGCUAUUUUCGUAAACUUGACAUUCAAGUUUUUGUUAUGUA
This is a messenger RNA of Pieris brassicae (large cabbage white), 6094 nucleotides long. RefSeq names its product vascular endothelial growth factor receptor 1 (gene Pvr). Bases 292 to 4299 code for a protein of 1335 amino acids. Gene Ontology annotation, cellular component: signaling receptor complex. Gene Ontology annotation, molecular function: ATP binding; transmembrane receptor protein tyrosine kinase activity. The record is from RefSeq and is a predicted model, not a curated record. The transcript has 23 exons. Lineage: Eukaryota; Metazoa; Arthropoda; Insecta; Lepidoptera; Pieridae. Gene Ontology annotation, biological process: positive regulation of kinase activity; multicellular organism development; protein phosphorylation.